AUCCGACCCUUUCCCGGGUCAGCUGGUGCUGGCGUCAGGGAGGGCUGGGCCGGUUCUGCGCGACCCGGCAGGGCUUGUUUACUAUGGCUGAUGAUCUGGAGCAGCCGCCUCAAGGCUGGCUGAGCAGCUGGCUGCCAGCUUGGCGCCCCACAUCCAUGUCUCAGUUGAAGAAUGUGGAAUCCAAAAUUCUUCAAUGCCUCCAGAACAAGUUCCUGGCUCGGUAUGUUUCCCUCCCAAACCAAAACAAGAUCUGGACGGUGACUGUGAGUCCCGAGCUCAGGGAGCGCACCCCUCUGGUGAUGGUGCAUGGUUUUGGUGGUGGUGUGGGCCUCUGGAUCCUCAACAUGGAUUCACUGAGUGCCCGGCGUACCCUUCACACCUUUGAUCUGCUCGGCUUCGGACGAAGUUCAAGGCCAGCAUUCCCAAGGGAUGCCGAGGGUGCUGAGGAUGAGUUUGUAACCUCGAUAGAGACUUGGCGGGAGAGCAUGGGGAUCCCCAGUAUGAUCCUCCUGGGCCACAGUUUGGGAGGAUUCCUGGCCACCUCCUACUCCAUCAAGUACCCUGAAAGAGUUAAGCACCUUAUCCUGGUGGACCCAUGGGGCUUUCCCCUCCGGCCGACAGACCCAAGUGAGAUCCGUGCUCCUCCAACCUGGGUCAAGGCUGUGGCUUCAGUCCUAGGACGUUCCAAUCCACUGGCUGUUCUUCGAGUGGCAGGGCCCUGGGGACCUGGUCUGGUACAGCGAUUCCGGCCGGACUUCAAGCGCAAGUUUGCAGAUUUCUUUGAAGAUGACACCAUAUCAGAGUAUAUCUACCACUGCAAUGCUCAGAACCCCAGUGGAGAGACUGCAUUCAAAGCCAUGAUGGAAUCCUUUGGCUGGGCUCGGCGCCCCAUGUUGGAGCGAAUUCACUUGAUUCGAAAAGAUGUGCCCAUCACCAUGAUCUAUGGGGCCAACACCUGGAUCGAUACCAGUACAGGAAAAAAGGUGAAGCUGCAGCGGCCAGACUCCUAUGUCCGAGACAUGGAGAUUGAGGGCGCAUCACAUCAUGUCUAUGCGGACCAGCCACAUAUCUUCAAUGCCGUGGUGGAGGAGAUCUGCGACUCUGUGGACUGAGCUGCUGGCUGUCUCCAGAGGAAGAAGAGAAAGCCAGAGAGUCUACUCUCAUCUCCCUGUCUGCUUACUCACCCUCUAUCCUUUCCUCUCAUACUAACAAAUACCAGACAGACAGAGGCCUGGGCUGUCCCCAGGGCAGGACCCCAAUGAAAAGAGCCGUCCUGAGCCCAUACAACAGCCAUGAAAGGCCUUGAACUCCCAGCCUGAGGAAGAGCAUGAAGGGUGGUACCGUGUCACCCUAUUUUUCCCAUGCCAAGUGGUGGCCAGAUGGUGGCUGUGAAGGGGUUGCACUGAGCCACGUUCCCUCUCUGUGCCAAAGGGAGGGCGGCCUCUUCUCUGGACAAUGGAGCAACUUUCCCCAGCUCUGGAACAUUUGAGGAAGGGGAUUCUUUCUCCUCCUUCACACCCUGGCCCUCCCCUCACUACCACCAUCCCAUACCAGUUCCAUCUGGGCUCUGGCUCCGUCUCGUUCCCUCUUCAUGACUAAGAGCAGGCAGGCCUGGGACUGCUGUGACCAGCAGAGUUUCUUCCCCAACCUGAGCUGUCAUCUCCAAAGUCCUCACACAUAAUUGAGGGACCAGUGAGGACAAGGCAUGGCUGGCCCAUGUGACACAGAUCCGGUCCUGGAGAGCUGAAACCAGGCUUGCUUACACCCAGUGCUUGUGUCCUGAGGCGGGUCCUAGUCACUGGCCCAGAUGAAGCCCUCCAGCCCCCACAUUCCAGUUUCCUUAGGCAUUGUGCUACUGUCCUGCUCUGCCUCUCCGCCCUGGUUACUGAGCUGGGGACACUCAAGAGCGUUCCUGCUCCUUAGACUUCCCAAUGGAUGGCGUUUGGCCUUCCUCUGUGCCUUGGGCCCUGAAGCCCCACCUGAAUAUAGAGCAAAGGUGGCCCCUGCUGGAGAGUGAUGGGAAACACCUUUAGCCUGUUAGGAUUCCAACACCUACCAGUAUGGCAGGAUUUUGUCCUGUCUGCUGCUGAGCGGAGCCCCUCCCCCACCUUGCUGCCCCUGUGCCUGAGUCCCUACCUUUGGUCCAUUGGGGAGCCACAAACCUGAAGUUCCCUGUCCUUAUCACCCAUGGGAUGGUUCUCACUGGCUGGGUCUCCACCCUCUCUCAAGUCCCUCAGUCUCUAGCUUACAACCCUCCUCAACCACCCUUCUCCCACUCCCCAAUACCCACCUCCUGUCUGUCUCUCCCAGACUGGUUCCAGUUGCUGCUUCGAGGUCUGGGUGGUCAGCUGGGCCUGACCUCAGAACUCAGGCAGUGCCUGCCUUGCCCUUCACUUUUAUAAAGCCAACCCUUCCACCAGAAUAGUAUUAACUCCUGGUGCUUUGUUCUACUGCUCCGGCUGCCUUGGGCUCCUUUUCUAUAUUAAUAAAGAAAUGAGUAAAUGCCUCUGGCAGUGAUGACA
Molecule: messenger RNA, 2522 nt
Organism: Suncus etruscus (white-toothed pygmy shrew)
Lineage: Eukaryota; Metazoa; Chordata; Mammalia; Eulipotyphla; Soricidae
Gene: ABHD4
Product: abhydrolase domain containing 4, N-acyl phospholipase B
Exons: 7
Coding region: 84-1112 (342 amino acids)
Cellular component (GO): lipid droplet
Molecular function (GO): phosphatidylcholine lysophospholipase A1 activity
Source: RefSeq, a predicted model, not a curated record